AAAAUUUGUGACGAGUUACAUCCAGAAACGUGCCACUUUGGCAUCUCUCGCUCUCGUCUCCUGUAAUUGGGUCGACCCUGUGAUGCGUGGCCUCUAUCGUAAAAUCGCAAUAUUCAUCUGCACCGAAGCAUCCGUAUAUUCUCUCCACGAAUCACUCAAGUCCCAUGGGAGCCUCGUUCGAACCAUCAUUCUCGACUCUAGAACUCGUCAUUUGAAGGACCGACCAUCUCUCAUUGACCACUUUCCCGAUCAGCUGGCUCGGUUCAAUCAGAGGGCGAUACUGGUGAACGGAAUUAUCGCAUCAUGUUCGCACCUGGUGGGCUUGGAGAGUUUUGGCUGGUACGAUGAUGCCUUUGCCGAACUCGCCCAGUUCAAUGACAACUUUGAGACUGUCGUCGCUCCUUCAACCUCCAUGAAACAUUUUACGUGGACAAGUGGGUGUUAUUCACACGGGCUGCGCUGUGCUCUCCAGCACCUUUCUCGGACAUUAGAAACCUUGAUUAUUUAUGAAUGGGAUCCAAUCACUCGCAUGUCCAUAUUCGGCCGGCCUUUCACUCCCAUCUCGCGCCUCCCUUCUCUUCCACGACUUUCAGAAAUUCGUCUUAAGAAAACCUCAGGCCCCAAAUUGCCUCAUAUGCUUGAGCUUCUUAAAAGUACAGAGUGUCUCGGGGAAGGUGAGAACGUCACUCCCCGUUUACGUGUGCUAGAAGUGCAGCGGCCACACUAUUUAACGCCCAAGGAUUUCCUAUGGAUGAUACAGACGACAAAAGCAUUUUCCAAUCUCAGGACGCUGAUUCUUACCUGUCGUCCGGUCGGCUCAGACCAGUUCCAUAUCACCAAAACAUGGGAGUGGCAUGACUAUUCCGAACUCCCUUGUGCACUUUUCCAAAGCUCCCCACAUUUAGAAGAGCUCUCGCUCCUCAGUCCAAUUCCACUCUCUUCAUUCUCCAAACCGCCUGAAACACUUCGCAUAUUGCGCACCCUGAUUUGGCGGAGUUAUUUUGGGCCGCGUGAAUUCAUGCGCUUCCUGGACUCUCCAUCGAGUCGAAAUCUGAAACUUAUCGAACUACAACAUACCUCGAGGACGGCGAUGGCGAAGUGGAAAGUUGAGGUGGAAACUGUGUUGCAAGUCGGACGUCGUCUUGGGAAAGAUAUCAUCAUCCCGACGGAAAUUUAUCCCGAGCCCCAAUUUAGACAACCUGGUGCAAUAAUAACCAGGGUCACGCGGUACAGUCGCUCUAUGUCGUUAUACUAAUCUACCCUCUCUAACACCUUCCACGCCAUGGCCGAACAACCUACGGUGACAAUAAAAUGGGAGAAAGUGCUCGGGUUACACUUCGCACCUGUGCCUCUCGUUUCAUCGGAUUCAUGGUACUCGAGGGCUUGGACAAACAGCAUUUCACCAAAGUACGGACCCCCCACCACGCCGGAACAGGUGCACGUGAACAAGAAGUAGCCAUUCUCGAUCUCGAGGGUCACUGAAAUACGGGGUACCCUCAACGCAAUUCCCGUCUCACCUGACUUGGGCUCCAUGCGCCGUCCGAUCCUCGUUCUCAGGUGGGUAUGAUUGCUACCACCGGUAUGGUAUUACCAAUAACCGAAGGGUGAUUCUAACUGCGGGCUUUUUCAAACAAAUUUUGAGGUCGUGUCCGCGAUCCUAGCCCGCAGUAUCAUCCAAUGAUGGCGCGCAAAAGUUCAGGUACUGACGCUAUUGCGGUGGGG
This is a messenger RNA of Cantharellus anzutake, 1722 nucleotides long. RefSeq lists its product as uncharacterized. Lineage: Eukaryota; Fungi; Basidiomycota; Agaricomycetes; Cantharellales; Hydnaceae. The coding region runs from base 83 to 1255 and encodes 390 amino acids. The record is from RefSeq and is a predicted model, not a curated record. The transcript has 2 exons.